Echinops telfairi (small Madagascar hedgehog) is the source of this 1919-nucleotide messenger RNA. It is a transcript of the gene CUNH12orf56, whose product is annotated as chromosome unknown C12orf56 homolog. The record is from RefSeq and is a predicted model, not a curated record. Bases 1 to 1890 code for a protein of 629 amino acids. The transcript is spliced from 13 exons. Lineage: Eukaryota; Metazoa; Chordata; Mammalia; Afrosoricida; Tenrecidae.
AUGGCCGGGCCCGGGCCGCUAGGCUUCCCAGCGCGCACUAACAGCCGCCUGGACACGUUCCUGCGGCGGCACCUGCCACCCGAGGUCUACGACGCCAUCCGCGCCUACGAGCCCUGCGUCGUGGUGUCCGACUCGGAGAACCGCACUUGCAAGUACGUGGUGCUCAGCGACCGCCUCAUCUACUUGACCGAGAACCCGCCCAGGUCCAUCCGGCGGGUCGUGGCGCUGCGGGACGUCGUAGCCAUCGACCUGACUGAUGACUACCCAGAAUUUUUGAGUGGCCCAGACAGAGAAACCAACCAACACAUCCGGAUCACCUAUUCUUCAACUUUGAAAAAAGAAUGUGGAAAAUCAAACAGUGUCAGGAAAUUCCUGUUACCCUUUCAGCGUGCCAUUGCUAAACACAAAAUAGUUAAGGAAAAGAAUAAUGGCUCCGUUUUUGGAAGACUUAAAGAGCCUAGAAGUCUGAAUGAAUCAUUUCUGAGGUACCACCAAGAGAGCAUAACUUCCAAGGACUCAACCAUUUGUCCUUCAGAACGCAGGACGCUACCCCUUCCAAGCCAAGACGCCUUUCGACCCCUACCUAUCCCCUCCAGGGGGAGCUGUCAAUCCACACCAGGCCCGGGCAAGGCAGUCACUGAACCAUCUUGCAAAAUGAACAUAAAAGAACCCCAGGGACUUGGUGAUCACAAAGACUCUCUACAUGAAAGCCCUUUCAAGUGUACUGGGAACGGAAAUGAGUUUUACUUAGGAAAUUCCUCCCCAGCCCCCCUUUUACAGAGCCACCCAAACCUUGAGAAAAAGGAGUCUGAACUUCAUUUGUAUAUUGUUUCCACAACCUCACCAAUAUUUCUGCUCUUAAGAAGUUCCUGGAACAACUAUAUUAUAAAAGGCACCCUUCUACAAGAUCCCCUAUAUGCUAGUGGGCUCAGUUCUGCGAUGGGAAAUCACAAGCCGUAUAGAUCAGAAGAGAAAAUUAAGCACUUCACUCAACUUAAAUCGGAGAUCGUUCUUAAAGACAAUACCCUGAGGAAGAUGUUUGAUUUAAUUACAGAACUUAAAGUAGCAGCUCAGAACAACUUCAUUCUGAAAAGGCUUUUCUGGAAAGCCAGUGACCUCUUCUAUUUCCUAGUGAACAAACUUCAUGAAUACUUGCCAGAGUCUAGAGAUAAGAGCGCCCUUCAAAACAAAAGUCAAAGGACUGAUGAGCUGGUGAUGUGCAUUGAAAUUGUCCAGACGCUGGGCUUGAUGUUCAGAGAAACAGAAACCGAGUUAUCUCGCCUGAACACAUUAGCAGCUAAGAAGGGAACAUUGUGUACUCUUUUGGUCAUUUUAAUUAGUGAGCCUCAGAUUCCAAAAUCUUGUCCGAUGUUUGAUAUCCAGCUGGAGACCGAUUCCACUUUAGUUGAGAUGUCUUUUGAUGCUGAGUUACAGAAACUUAUCCAGGAGUAUACAGAUACAGCCACAGCACUUUUAUAUGAGAUACUUCUGGUCUUUCAGCAGGGAAAUCUUGGAUUGGGGUCAACAGAAUUUGCUAUUAGUUGGAUAAUGUCCUUUCUACAAAGUCGUCCUCCCAUAAUUACUUUUGUGGCCAAUAUUGUGAAGCAAGUGGUGAAGGGGCUUUCCGCUUCCGCUUCAUUUCAACUGCUAAGUCCAUGCCAAGCGGUUCUGUUGUACCAGCAGUUUUACAUCCUCAAGAGCUGCCUGAAGUACAGCACAUCUCUAGCUGAGUAUAUCAGGAAUGACUACAGAGAAGAAUUCAGGUACUUUAUUCACGUGCCAACCUUGGACAAAAGGCUCCCAUUGUGUUACCCUAUCACCCAACCCAUUACGCAACUUAUUCACGAAGUUCUGAACUUGGUUGAACAAAAACAAUAUUUAACAUGUUAAAAAAUAUAUACAAAAUGUUAGACAGGAGU